AUGACGUCGCCUGGGUAUAAAAAAGGGAAGAGGUUCAGAUGGAUUAUACUCCGAGCAGCCCUCUGGGUUGAGAUCAGUAAACAGGCGAGAGUUGAGGGGGGAAAGUUCCAGGGGUGGAUCCUGCGCACACGCACACACACCGCACACGCGCGCACAGACACACACGCACACUCUGCCCGCAAGCCGCCCUCGGAAAAGGCUCUGUUCUUCUCGCUCCGAACCCUUUUUAAAAUUUAUCCGAAAAGUUUCGAUUUCGUGUCCUUCCAGCCUCUCCCCCCCCCUUCCCCAGCCACCACCUACCCUCCCUCCCGCCCUCCUCCCUCCCUCCCCCGGCCGGUCCCCGCCGCCCUGCCCCGCACGGUUUGGGGCAUGCCUGUGAGCAUGUUCAGCAUCGACAAUAUCCUGGCGGCCAGACCUCGCUGCAAGGACUCGGUGCUGCUGCCCCCGAGCGCCGCGCCCGUCGUCUUCCCCAGCCUCCACGGGGACUCGCUCUACGGCAGCGCCUCCGACUACGGCGGAUUUUACUCCCGGGCGGUGGCUCCCGCCUCCGCGCUGCCGCCGGCCGUCACUGGAUCUCGGCUCGGCUACAACAACUACUACUACGGGCAGCUGCAUGUGCCGGCGUCCCCCGUGGGCCCUUCGUGCUGCGGGGCCGUGCCGCCGCUGGGCGCCCAGCAGUGCUCCUGUGUCCCCCCCGCAGGUUACGAGGGCACUGGGUCAGUCCUGAUGUCCCCUGUUCCCCAUCAGAUGUUGCCCUACAUGAACGUGGGCACUUUGUCCCGGACGGAGCUGCAGUUACUGAACCAGCUGCACUGCAGGCGAAAAAGGCGGCACCGGACUAUCUUCACUGACGAGCAGCUGGAAGCGCUGGAAAACCUCUUCCAGGAAACGAAAUACCCAGACGUGGGCACCAGGGAACAGCUGGCCAGAAGGGUGCACUUAAGAGAGGAAAAAGUCGAGGUUUGGUUCAAAAACCGCCGGGCGAAGUGGAGGAGGCAAAAACGAUCGUCUUCGGAGGAAUCAGAAAACGCGCAAAAGUGGAAUAAAGCGAAUAAAACGUCACCGGAGAAGAGACAAGAGGACGGGAAAAGUGACUUGGACUCUGACAGCUGAUACUUCUAAGUGGG
Prinia subflava (tawny-flanked prinia) is the source of this 1127-nucleotide messenger RNA. RefSeq names its product goosecoid homeobox (gene GSC). The record is from RefSeq and is a predicted model, not a curated record. Gene Ontology annotation, cellular component: nucleus. Lineage: Eukaryota; Metazoa; Chordata; Aves; Passeriformes; Cisticolidae. Bases 1 to 1113 code for a protein of 370 amino acids. Gene Ontology annotation, molecular function: DNA-binding transcription factor activity, RNA polymerase II-specific; RNA polymerase II cis-regulatory region sequence-specific DNA binding. Gene Ontology annotation, biological process: regulation of transcription by RNA polymerase II. The transcript has 3 exons.